Plodia interpunctella (Indianmeal moth) is the source of this 6249-nucleotide messenger RNA. RefSeq names its product POU domain, class 2, transcription factor 3L-like. Gene Ontology annotation, biological process: regulation of transcription by RNA polymerase II. Lineage: Eukaryota; Metazoa; Arthropoda; Insecta; Lepidoptera; Pyralidae. The record is from RefSeq and is a predicted model, not a curated record. The transcript has 15 exons. Gene Ontology annotation, molecular function: RNA polymerase II cis-regulatory region sequence-specific DNA binding; DNA-binding transcription factor activity, RNA polymerase II-specific. Bases 3250 to 4656 code for a protein of 468 amino acids.
AAGUUUUCCUUGAAUUUUCUUCUCAUUUUUGAGUUUCUAAAAAUGUUACAAACAGUGUUAGUUAUAACUAUAUUUUUUAAUUGUUUAUUUGUACAGUAUUAUUCACCUGAAAAUCUUUUGUAUAUACUAGUACCACUCACACCUUUAUUUUUAUAAUGAAACGAUGGCUUUUCACUGGUUCUAUUGAGAAAGGGGUGGUGAGAAAGAGAUGCAAUAUGUGGGGUGCUUCAAAAAAGGGAAUAUGGAAUAUUAUAUCAAAGGAAAUGCAAGAGCAUUCUUAAUAAUGGUAAAGAUUCAACGAAAAUUCUUGACAUCUUCAUCAUGAUACCCAGGUGACCACGGACUGCAUGAGAAAGGUUAAAAUUUAGCAAUACCAGGCGAGCUGCAUUUUUUCUACAAAUGCUAUGCAACAUGUUAUAAAAUGUCGAUAUGAUGGAAAAUAACACACACAGGACUGAUGUCGUGCUACGCCGUAGCUGCGCACGCGUCUACGCGCAUGCUACGACGACGCUACGACAAUAUCUCGAGCGCCGGCUUCGACGAUAAUUUCUUAAGGGACGCGACACGACGGCGGCGCCAACGACGCGAGGACGCUUCUGCGGCGUCAUCGCGCGCGAAAUUGUGGGCUGCCAUUGGUCGAGCGGUCUCGGUUCGCGCGAGUGCAGAAUUAAUGCAAACAUGGGAACUGUAUUUUUCAAUUAGUUAGCGAAUUGUUAUGUUCACUUCACUUUACAUAAUUCAUGAUUAAUUUAUUUGCACAUAUGUACAGCAUAAGGAUUACAACAUAUUGUGCAGUUACAUGUACCCGGUGAAGACGUAGCAAUGUAACAUUAAAAUUUUACAAAAUUAUUGCGCUAUAACUGUCAGAUUACGUAAUAUAAAUCAUGUUAGAAAGAUGUGGAAAUAUUUUUACAUGCGGUUCAUAAAAUAGAGAUUAAGCGUCACAGAUCUUGUCAAAUAUAAUUAAGUCAAAUUCAAAUUAAUAUUUAUUUUAUUUUGUAAAUUUGUAUGACUAACAGCUUAAUUAACAAUUUAGCUUACAAAAUAAACAUUUUACAGUCAACUACAGGUUCUCAUAAGUAAGAACUAUUUAUAUAUCUUAGUUAGUUCGUAUUUAGUUAAUGUCUUAGCACGGAAAAAGAUAUUGUACAAUAUACUUACACGAGUUCAGCAAGCUCCUGUUCUAGGAGUACACAAUUGUCAUUAGAUUACCAGACCCGUAAUAAAUUGAUAAAAUUAAAUUUGAUCAUGAUUGUAUUACUUUAUCAAGUGUAGGUAAAUGUCCCGGCUACAUAAAUGAACACGUUAAUCUGAGCAAACACAGCUAUCGGUUACUGCCGCUCCCUAAAUGUACUUGCUUUAAUUAAAUUAUACCACAAUUAUCGUAAUAAUCGUCGUGAACACAUUGAUAAUAUUAUGUGCCUUUAUCCCCGCGGCAAUGAGAGGUAUUACAGUCAUAACUUUGUGUCUUUUGUUUAUUGCUUCAAAUCCUUUCAAGUUUCAACUUAUUAUUUAGAUAACUAAACUAUAUUUUAGACUCAUUAGAAAAUUGUUCUUCCAUCAGAAAAAUUCACCAGCAUUUUGAUGUUAAUCGUCAUAUCCGUAAAUCUUAUCAUUCAUCCUUCUUCAUGACAAUUUUAUGUCAUAAUUACAGAAAUAUAUACAUAUGUGUAUUUUACAAAAUUUAUAUUUAUUGUCAUUAUCCUUUACGAAGUAAACAAGAGUUAAAAGUCGUGAACCUCUAAAGCCACCACGUUUAGACAGCUGGUUGGCGAUAGGACCCGGAAAUAGUGGCAGGUUCACAGCAGCACCCCAUCGCCUAUGGAAGCAAUCCCCAGUUUAUUAGCCCUUUUCUGUGACUGACUGAUUGCUGACACAGAUUAUUAACAAUCUACGUGAGUGGAGAAGCAGUCGGCACUUUCUAUGGUUUUCCUUCGCUCUCAGACUCGUGUACAAUACAUAUAUACAUCAGUACCCAUUAAUACUUUGUAUCACGGGUAUGAUAAUGUUAGCGACCUGGUUCGCUCGCUUUCCAAUAUUUGCUUUCGAUAACUUUCUCGAUAUCUGUAUCUGAGCAAACAUCGCUAUCUCGAGACCUGCCACACAAUGAAUAAUAAAUUUAGCAACACUACAUUUAUUAUUCAUUUCUUUUGACCCAAUAUUGUCCAUUCUUUGGUCAUGUGCGUUACUGGUUGUUUGGCGUUGAUCUAGCUUGUAGCUUUCUGCUUUAGGACUAUACUAUUGCGUAAAAUCCCUUUCUUCAUUUGAUCUCUGGUCUCUUGCUAACCAUGAGCCCAAAGCACCAAACCCGAAGGCACACUGUAUUGUAAUACGGCUGUAUUCUUACACCCCAUGAUUUUCCAUUGGAUGGAUUGUCAUACUUUCUCUGUCUCUAUUCGUGUUCGUUCGUUUUCCACUUUUCAAAUCCACACAUCCAUCUUCACAUUAAAUAAGACCACGACACUACCCAAUCAAAAAGCCCAUUUUAAUUUCUCGUCUUUCUUCUUUCCCGGUAUGUGGACAAAUAUAUUUAAAUGGAAUAAUGUCCAAACUACUGCAGUCUUUAAUGUUUCAGAAUUGCAUUGAAUAUCCCCCCAAUCAAGUCACUUGGAAAAAUUAAAUAAAAAACCACACUUUCAUAUCUUUAUCUUGCGAAACCUAUAUUCCGAUAGUAUUUGACAUAUAAAACGUAUAAUCGGGACUCGCGCUUCUUAGUCCGCGUUAUAUGCGUGUGCGCAUAUCAUCGUUACUUUUAUCUACAAAUAUACAAGACGCAUCUUUAAUCGAAUAGAUUACAAGAAAGGGAUUAUCCGUGAUUCUUUUGUUUUGACUUGAUAAAGGGGGUAGGAAGUGAAAGUGACAAAUCAUUGUUUAUACGUGACUAGAAAAUUUUUAUAUGUUCUAUUUUUAACGUACUUAACAGUAUCUUUUUCUUAAUAUAAAUCUUAAAUUUCAAUGGUUUUAAGAAAACUUGAUGUUCUUGGUCAUUUGGUCAAAUAAAAGUGUUCUUUGUUACUUGUUUCUUUUAACUUCAUUCAUUUUUCUUAUUUAUAGUAGAACAAUUAAAAUAGUAGGAUAUAUUUUUGAAGUCGUCAUCUCUAAUAACAAUUUUUGCAUAAUAUGGGAAAGAAAUUAUGAACGAGUAAAAUUGCGACAAGAGUCAUAUAGAUUGGUUCUUACUGAACGUAUUGUGUGAUUAGUGCGUGCCACUAAUUUGUGUUUUUGAAGAUUCCCCGGAAGACGACUGAGAUGGAUCUAAGUCAGCGGCGUCGAGAAUCACCGACAUGGCUGGCGUACCCAGAGUGGCGGCUGCGCACUCUGCUGCGGCGAGCGUGCGCCACGCGACCUCCGAGGCCCACGCGGCCCAGUGUCAUCAAAGUCUCUGGCCGCGGCGACGUCGGCUACUUCAACACACAAAUGGUUUUCGACCUUAAAGAGGAAUCCGGGGAGCUGAUCAAGUCGCCGUCGCCGCCGCCCAGCCACGAUGGCUCGGCGAGUGGCGAAGGUGAGGGCGAGCUGAGCGGCGACGAGCGCGCCCCCUCCCCGCCCCGCGCGCCCUCCGCCCCGCUGCCGCACGCCGCGCACCCCGCGCACCCCGCACACCCCGCACACCCCGCGCACGCGCCGCACUCGCACGCAUCACAUGCCGCAGCUUCUGCAGCCACUGCCGCUGUUUUUACGGCAGCAGGCGCGGGCAACGCGCUGGCACAACUACAGCACCUACUGCUGACGCCGGGCGCGCACUCGCUGCUGCUGCACUCGCAGGUGCAGCAGGCGGUGGCGCAGGCGGCCGCGCAGCAGCUGCAGCAGCUGCAGGCGCGCGCGCACCAACCCACACCAGAUGGACGCUCGCCGUCGCCGCGCCGCACGCCGCCGGGCGCGGGCGCGUUCCUGACGCCGCACACGCCGGGCUCGGGCCGCGCUCGCUCGCCGCUACGCUCGCCGCUACGCUCGCCGCUCGCGCACUCGCUCGCCAACACGCCGCUACACGCGCACGCGCACAAGCCGCGCGCACUCGAGCCCGCCGCGGAUGACACCGCAGAUCUUGAGGAGUUAGAGCACUUCGCUAAGACCUUCAAACAGAGGCGGAUAAAACUUGGGUUCACGCAGGGCGACGUGGGGCUGGCAAUGGGCAAGCUGUACGGGAACGACUUCUCGCAGACCACCAUUUCCCGGUUUGAGGCGCUCAACCUCAGCUUCAAGAACAUGUGCAAGCUCAAGCCGCUGCUGCAGAAGUGGCUCGAGGACGCCGACUCGUCGCUGUCGGGCGCGGGCGCGGGCGGCGGCGGCGGCGCGGCGCCGGGCGCGCUGGCGGAGGCGGUCGGGCGCCGCCGCAAGAAGCGCACGUCCAUCGAGUCGGGCGUGCGCGUGGCGCUGGAGAAGGCGUUCCUGCACAACCCCAAGCCCACCUCCGAGGAGAUCGCCGCGCUCGCCGACGCGCUCUGCAUGGAGAAGGAGGUCGUGCGCGUCUGGUUCUGCAACCGUCGACAGAAGGAGAAACGCAUCAACCCCCCGGCGGGCGAGAGUGGCGGGGGCGUAUUGCCGCUGGUGCCGGCGCACACGCACACACACACGCACGCGCACACUCACCCGCACACACACGCGCUGCACUCGCUGCAGCCGCUGGCGCUGCUGGCGCGUCCCCCCCGCGACUGACCCGCCCCCCCCCACAUCCCGCGAUUCUUCCUCUACGACGACGUCUGAGGACACGGGCGGACGUGACACAAAUCUUAAUAGUUAAUAUCGGUGACUCAGUACCGAUGGAAACAAAGAGGAACUAAAAACACUGAAGAAUGGACUCUAUCACUUUUAUGUCCCACACUUACUAGUUACAUUUUUUAUUCAAGAUGCACCUCGUGACCGAUAAGGAAGGAUGUUAAAAAUUAGUUUUAGGCUCGAUGGGACACGUGGUAAAGUUUAUUUUUCUAUGUUCUUAGAUUCUUCGAUUUCUUUGGUGGAAGGAGUGAAGAAAAUGAGUUAUCGCAAUACAAUCCUAUCGUUCCGAUUUAAAGAUCAAUUUUAUGAAGUCAAACACAGAGUACCCAUAAUAAUGAACAUUAUGAUCUAUAAGAAUUAAAGCAAUAAAGCAAAUUUAAAAUAUUCCAUGACAUGGAAUAAAAUUACGAUUGAGACCAAAUUGCGAUACGUUUAGAAAUCAAAUUAUCAACAAGAUAAUUAUGCAUGUCUACAUGUUUGAACAAUAUUCGGUUACAUUUCAUAUAAGACAUGCCAACUCGUAAGGUCCUCUCCACAAUGAGUCAUUUUUCCUAAGUCCAAGGAUGGUCUACUAGUAAUUCCAUUAAGAAGUAGUGAUUUUAUUGUAAAUAUGUCUUAGCGAACCAUUCGAGAAUGUGACUUUUUGUGAACUGUACCUUUUGGAAACUGAAAAUUUACAGUUUUAAUUAAAAUAUGACGAGUUCCAUAUUUUCAUGUGAUUUCGAAAUGUUAUCAUUAUUAUUGUAAUAAGUGACAAUUCUGUGGUGUAAGGUAAAUGGCUGAUCAAAAUUUACUUUUAAUUUUAAGAAUAGAUUGAUUGUAAAAGACACGUAAAAAUAAGCAUUCCUGGUAAAAAAAUCGACAAUUUUGUAUAUAAAAUCAAAUAAUUUUAUAAAUUUGUUGGCCGGAUUUUAUGACCUCAAUACCACAUACGUUAUUGGUUCCUUACCAUUUGAUCAUAUUUUUUAUGAAUUCGAUUUUUUAACCUUAUCCGCCCCACUGCUGGACAAAGGUUUCGCCCAACUCCGCUGUAACGGCUUUGAGGGAAUUAGAGAAAACAAAGUUAUCAUAAGCUGCAAGAUUUUGCACUUGGAUAUUAUUUUUUGUUCUCAUGUUAGGUAGACUGUAUUCUCAUUGUUGGUUUUGUUUUCGUACCCGUUUCACCUGUCUUGUUUACGAUAUCAUAUGUGGUACAUAGUUGUCCAACAUGAUCAUUAUAUUUGUACUAUCAUAAUGUUACUGUGGGAUCCUGUUAGUCCUGAGAGGAUUUAGAACUGUCCAGGCCCUUCGGGAUGAUCCGGCUAAAUUAACGGUGAAGGUCGUUCGGCCGGACUCGGGCGGGCCUGGCGCCGGCCGAUGUACAUAGCCGCCUGUACAGUUAGCGUAGUUGUAUAUAGGUGUAUAUGAUAUGGGCGACGUAGACUAAGUUUAUAUUCGUGGAUGUAUUUAUGUGCGAGCGAGCGCCGGCGCGCUUAUCAGCGCCGGCCGUAGAGAUAUCUGUAUGUUACAAUAAAACAUGAUAGACUUUAAAAA